UAAAGCAAAAAGAUAUUUAGAAAAUAAUAAUAUAAUCUGCGUCCUCCCUCGAUUCUCACAACUCUCAACGUCCUUCUCCCCCUCCGUGCUCACUCCGUUUGUCAGUCGUCUGUUUCCCUCUCUACGCGCCGGCUGUUCUCUCUGCCCGCCGCUCCGUUCGCCUUAAACUGCCCAGUUCCGUUCGCCUCCCUGCACGCUGUUGUAUUUCCGUUCGCACACUGAUUUUAAAGUGUUUUAGCAAAGAACAUGACUUCAAAAAGGGAAAGGGUAGAGAAGGAAGGUCUCGAUUCUGAAUCGAAAAGGCAAAGAGUGGAUGAGGAGUCUUCCCCCUCUCCUCCUCCUGUCAACAUUGCAAAUCCUCUUUCUGGAUUGGCCAAUAAUUAUGCUGAUGUUGAUGAGGAGGAAGAUUAUUACCGAAGCGACAUUAGGAAUGAUAAGCCUAAGCAUAAUGGGCAUAAAUAUGACGCGGAUGAUGAUAGUGAUGAAGAAGAUGAUUCACAGGAACAACUAUUUGGGGGAAGAAAUAGUCGCCAGGUGGAGGUUCGGAAGGAUUGUCCAUAUCUUGAUACUGUUAAUAGACAGGUUUUGGAUUUCGACUUUGAGAAGUUCUGUUCUGUCUCUUUGUCAAAUUUAAAUGUGUAUGCAUGUUUGGUUUGUGGUAAGUAUUACCAAGGGAGGGGGAAGAGGUCUCAUGCGUAUACGCAUAGUUUGGAAGCUGGCCACCAUGUUUAUAUCAAUCUCCGGACUGAAAAAGUCUACUGUCUUCCCGAUAGCUAUGAAAUUAAUGAUCCUUCAUUGGAUGACAUUCGGCAUGUCUUGAACCCAAGGUUUACUGCGAAGGAUGUGGAACAACUUGACAAAAAUAAGCAGUGGUCUAGGGCACUUGAUGGUUCUAGUUAUCUUCCUGGAAUGGUGGGACUUAAUAAUAUUAAGGAGACUGAUUUUGUGAAUGUAACAAUUCAAUCCUUAAUGAGAGUUACCCCCUUGAGGAAUUUUUUUCUUAUCCCUGAAAACUAUCAACACUGCAAAUCUCCACUUGUUCAUCGAUUUGGUGAACUCACUAGGAAGAUCUGGCAUGCAAGGAACUUUAAAGGACAGGUCAGCCCCCAUGAGUUUCUCCAAGCAGUGAUGAAAGCUAGUAAAAAACGGUUUCGGAUAGGUGCGCAGUCUGACCCAGUUGAGUUCAUUUCGUGGCUUCUUAAUACGCUGCAUGCUGAUCUUAAAACUUCCAAGAAGAAUAUGAGCAUAAUUUAUGAAUGUUUUCAGGGUGAACUUGAGGUUGUAAAAGAGAUUCCUAACAAAAGGAUCACUGAAAAGAAAGAAAAUAUUGAGGACCAAAACAACAAUGAGAAACUUUUGGAUGGGGGAACUGGGCGAUAUGCAUCUGUCAAAGAAACUUCGAAAAUGCCAUUUCUAAUGUUAGGGUUGGACUUGCCCCCGCCACCUCUUUUCAAGGAUGUGAUGGAGAAAAAUAUAAUACCCCAGGUUCCACUCUUUAACAUACUAAAAAAGUUUGACGGCGAGACUAUUACAGAGGUGGUCCGUCCUCAUAUAGCAAGGAUGCAGUAUCGUGUUACCAGAUUGCCUAAGUAUAUGAUUCUUCACAUGCGGCGAUUUACUAAGAACAAUUUUUGUGUGGAAAAGAAUCCUACUUUAGUCAACUUUCCUGUGAAGAACCUGGAGUUGAAGGAUUACAUUCCCUUACCAACACCAAAAGAAAAUGAGAAAUUGCGCACUAAAUAUGAUUUGAUUGCAAAUAUUGUUCAUGAUGGAAAACCUGGUGAAGGGUCCUAUAGGGCGUUUGUGCAACGAAAAUCAGAAGAACUAUGGUAUGAGAUGCAGGAUUUGCACGUUUCAGAAACACUUCCUCAUUUGGUUGCGCUUUCAGAAACUUACAUGCAAAUAUACGAGCAGCAGCAGUGAAAGACCAAGUUCAAAUCCUUUUCUCGGAUCACUUUAACCUGAAAGCAAGUGUUGGGUAGGAUUUAGAUUAUGAGACAUGAAAUUUGGUUAACAGGCAGUGGGGUAGAUGCUUUUGGGGAAAUAUAAUGUGCGAUUAUUGAAUCUGAGUGACUCAUAAUAUUCAGACAUAUUGCAUAGCCUUGAGGGACUCGGUUGAUAUAUCUUUUUUUUUUGUACUUGAUCUGGUAGUUCGCUUGAGUAACUCAUGGAAUGUGAGGUGUCCACUAAGCUAAUCCAGAUUACAUUGCAUUGCUUAACAUUUUCCAUUCUCAUUGAUGAGGCGGCAUAGAAUAUACUGAUGAGGUUAAGAUACAUUUGGUCUUUGAAUCUUCAAAUUGCAUGAUGCAUAAUGUUUCUUUCAACAAUGUAUUAUUUAAUUACAUAUUUUUGGUUCACGCUGUAAAACUGCAUACAAAAGUUGAUGUUAUUGUGCUAGUGGAUUAUCAUAAAUUUAACUUAAUGCAAUAAUAGCAAUCCUUAUAUUUA
Molecule: messenger RNA, 2448 nt
Organism: Cicer arietinum (chickpea)
Lineage: Eukaryota; Viridiplantae; Streptophyta; Magnoliopsida; Fabales; Fabaceae
Biological process (GO): protein deubiquitination; spliceosomal complex assembly; mRNA processing
Molecular function (GO): cysteine-type deubiquitinase activity; zinc ion binding
Source: RefSeq, a predicted model, not a curated record